Lodderomyces oxycetoniae is the source of this 4836-nucleotide messenger RNA. Its product is annotated as DEAD/DEAH box helicase. The record is from RefSeq and is a predicted model, not a curated record. The transcript has a single exon. Lineage: Eukaryota; Fungi; Ascomycota; Pichiomycetes; Serinales; Debaryomycetaceae. Gene Ontology annotation, cellular component: nucleus. Gene Ontology annotation, molecular function: ATP binding; ubiquitin protein ligase activity; ATP-dependent chromatin remodeler activity. Gene Ontology annotation, biological process: protein polyubiquitination; DNA damage response. The coding region runs from base 1 to 4836 and encodes 1611 amino acids.
AUGCCCAUAGAUAAGAUAUAUGAGAGCAAUAUUUCGAAAUGUUUGCAAGAGCAAAUUCUUGUUCAGAAAAAUGGCAAUGGAUCUGUCAAACGAAGGAAAUUGAGGAAUCGAAUAAACCUUUCUCUGGAACCCCAGGAAGAGAUUGAGCUAGUUUGCAAAACGGUAGAGUUUUCAGGUAUUUGUUCAACAUCAUUUUCUUGUGAUCUUGAUAUUGAUGACAGCUAUACUAAAGUCAAGUUUGAAAAAGGUGGCCGAUUAAUUAUAAAAUGGGGUGUCAAUAAGAAGGACCCUUUAGUGGAAAUAGGCGAUCCCUUUUGUGCUGCUGCUCAAGAGUCUAUCCGCGAUGAAAUAUACUUGUUGAAUCAAACAAAGGAAAAAUACGGACUAAUUGGAGGUGUCAAGCUUCACUUGAAGAUUGAAAAGGGUCUUAUCACAUUGGUCUUGAGCUAUCGUGUUUGUUACAUUGUGCACUUUCAAAAUACUGUAACAAAGGAGAUUCUGAGAAUUAUAAGAAAUAUUGUUAAAGGCGGAGUUUCCCCAACAAAACCUACAGAUGCUGCUACUGUUGAGCUUUUCUACCACAGCAUAUGCGAAAGGACUGAAAGCAUGCCAAAUUUUGAAGGGGACUUUGAUAUUCCCGAGCUAGAGACGCGUUUGCUAAAUUUUCAAAAAAAAAGCGUGAAUUGGAUGCUCUCAAAAGAAAGUGCAAUCUACAGCUGCGAAACCAAUAGGUGUAUACAGGAACCCUUCUUGAAGAAGGAGUAUUUGGAUGAUCCCAGUACAGUGGUAAAAAUGAUGAACAAAAUUUGGUACGGAUGGAAAGAAGUCGAGUUUCGAGGAAGAACACUAUAUUUCAAUGAGUUAACCUGUCAUCUCUCCACACUUGUACAACUACGGUUGUUCUUAUCAGAUUACCUUCUGAAAGAGGAUAAAGACACGUAUCCCAUCAUACUACCUUCCAGGGGACUUUUGAACGAAGAGAUGGGGUUGGGAAAAACUGUUGAAUGCACAUCAUUAAUUCUACUAAAUCCAAGGCCGGUGCAUGAAAUUGACCAAAGGCUAAGGCUUCAACUAAGCUCCAUAGGAGAUUUUAAAACAAUAAUAAAAGGAAGAACAACUCUUAUUAUUGCUCCAAGCUCAAUACUCAAGCAAUGGCAAAACGAGAUUGUGAACUUGGCUCCAUCGUUAACUAUCACAGAAUACAAAGGUGUUGGACAUUACCCAAUGUUUGAAAAUAAACCGGCAAUAAUUGCAGAAUAUUUGAGAAAGUUUGACGUAGUUUUCACAACCUACCAGGUAAUUUCUAGAGAGUUGGACUAUGCAAAAUACUCGAAAAAUUUGAGAAAAACACGUGCAGCUAAAAGAGAGACACUUUAUGACUAUGAUAACGAUGAAGAGGAAAAUGAAAAAGAAUCAGCAUCUAAAAAUUCCAGUUCAGGUACAGUUGAAACUUUAUCGGAUGAGACAUAUUCUCAAAAGUAUCGUGACUACUUUCAAAUAAGUGAACUAAGAAAUUACAAACGUCAACCCAAUGCCAAGUCAGAAGAGGGACAAGUUGAAACUGAUUACGAAAAAGCUUUACAAGAUGAAAUUGCAUUGGCUUUGAAACACAACAAACUUCCGAAUUGGUACAGAAAGAAUGAUUACGAGUGUCCUUUAAUGUUGAUACAGUUUUGGAGAAUUAUUUUGGAUGAAGUGCAAAUGGUUUCUCUGAGUGUGUCUAAAGCUUUCAAAAGUGCAGAAAUGAUACCCAGGUUUCAUGCAUGGGGUGUAUCUGGAACACCAAUCAAAAAGGAUUUGCAAGAUUUGUUUUCAUACUUGAGGUUUCUUCAUUUCUAUCCAUUCGACGUUGAUAUUGGGGAAAUUUCGUGGGAGUUUUUGAUUAGCAAUCGCCAAGAAUUUGUCGAUUUCUGGUCAGAACUCUCUAUACGGCAUACGAAAGCUAUGGUCCACAACGAUAUCAGGCUACCUGAACAAAAUAGAAUUCUUUUAACUACUUCAUUUACACCUAUUGAGCAAGAUUUUUAUGAUGGAAAAUUUUCAGAGUGCUUGGAAGCUAUUGGAUUAGAUAAGGACGGAAACCCUGUUAGAAAUGAUUGGGAAAUGUCACCGACCCUAAUACAAAUUAUGAAGAGUUGGCUAGUCAAGUUGAGGCAAAUUUGCUGUUCUCCCCAAGUGGGUAACUUGAAUUUAAAAUCACGAAAGUUAAGACGCGCAAAUUUUUCGAAGGGACACGGGUAUUUUGUUGAAACAUUGAAGCCACUUGAUAGUUUGCUCGAGAGUAUGAUGAGCGAACUGUACGGGAAAGUCAUUGAUAAAGAGAGGACAAAGCUUGAGGUGCUUUCCCAACUAUCGGAGUUUUUAGAGUUUGUUUACUACCCCGCGGCUGCAGCUGCAUACUUGAAAAUGGGGAUUAUUGAGGCAAGAAGAAUUACCCAUCGUCUUGAAGUUAUAUUGAAAAAAUACAUAAAGGAUUAUCGUGAAAAAGCUGAUAGUGAGCUAGCAGAAGAUGACGAUGAAAUUGGGAAAAUCAACACAAGUGAACUGAAGCCUAAUGAAGGUGAAAAUUAUGCGGAAUCUCGGAUUACUGGAGCCAGAGUUCGGUUAAGAAAUUGGUUAUUGAUCUUGCAUAGAUUCUACUUUUUAUUUGCUUCUGCAAAUUUCCAGCUUCACGAUAAGGAAUUUCAAGAGCUCAUUGCUAAAUACAAAGUUGCAGUUGACUAUAAAGCACUCUUGUCUGAUAGUUUUGACAAGUACAAAGGCGAAGAGAGAGCUGAUGAGCUUGCAUCGAUUAUGACCUUGGUACCGGCUUCCGAGUUUGCUUUGAAACAUGAAAACGUUGACCUUGGCUCAUAUGAGAAAAAUGAAACAAAGUAUUAUGAGUUGGCUGAAGAAAUUCGAGCCAAGAUAUUGAAACUGAGCGUUAAACAAUUGCAGAAAGUGUUGGAAUCGAGGAUAAUUACUCGUGGUUUAUAUCGAUCUUGGAACAGUUCAUUCAUUGACGAUGGGGAAAGUUUGUUACCCAAAACGUCAAAGAAAUUUUUCAAUUUAGUUCCCUUGAUGAAUAUCGAGUCGCUAAAAAACCUUAUUAUUAACUCUACCGUGAGUCAGUUUGUCAGCAAGUUAGAAAGACUCCUUCGGCUGUUGAAUGUGAAUGCAGAAAACAUCAAUGCAAGUUUUAAGAUCUUGUUUGAUACGCUUUGUGAACCUGUUAGUGAUAGAGGUACCAACCCAGAAGAUAACGAUUACGAAAAAGGUUUAAAAAGUCAAGAGGCUAUUGAGCAUGCAUUAAGUGUUGUUGACAAAUAUCUAGUAGAGAGGAAAAACUUGAUUCAUGGUUCCUCCGAGAAAAUCCUCAGUGUCAAAAGUGCAACAGCAACAGCAACAGCAACAGCAACAGCAACAGCAACGGCAACACCCAAUGAUCAAGUCAAUUCAGACUUUACAAGCUUGAUAACCGAGUUGGGAUCCAUAGAGAAUGAAUUAAAAGAAUCUUAUUCGUCUAGAUCUAAAGCAGAACUCGAGAUUUUCCAGGCAAUUGCUCAAAAGGUACGGACACUUUUUGAGAAUCAAAAGUUGGCUCAUGCAUUAGUGCACAAAGAGGUCAAUGUAAAUUGUAAUGCAGUGUUUAAUGCAAGAAUCGAGUAUUAUAAGCAACUUCAGCAAAUUUCGGAUUCAGUUGCGGCUCCAAAAUAUGACUACUUGGAUAGAGAACGGCUAAAGACCUCUGUUUUAGAAAGCCGUUUGCUCACAUACAAGUCCAAAUUUUUACAGACAAAUCGCUCAAUGGAUGCAGCCGUUGCUAGGUUGAGAUAUCUCUCCGAACUAGUUAAAGAGUCACAAAUGCAAACUGGUGAAGAAAGCACUAUGCUUUGUAUUAUUUGUCAAUCUGAGAUCACGGUUGGUUCCCUCACAAAGUGUGGUCACAAGUACUGUACAGAAUGUCUACAGCAUUGGUUGAGGAGCGCGCGAGUCUGCCCCAUGUGCAAAACAAACAUUGAUGGGGAUUCAGUGCACAAUUUCACAAGAAAUGCCCUGGUUUUGAAAGCAACGGAAGUGCAUGACGUUCAACAUACUUUGAGUGCUGGUUUGAAUAGCAUAUACAAGUCGCUCGACCAAAAUGUUGUGCAAGAAAUCCACGAAAUCGAAUUGAAUUCAUCGUUUAGCUCAAAAGUGGAUAUGAUAACAAAGCAAGUAUUGUACUUGAAGAGAAAAGAUCCUAGUGUGCAAAUUCUCAUCUAUAGUCAAUGGCAAGAUAUGCUAUACAUCAUUGGUAGCGCCCUUAAGUCUGUGGAAGUAUCCUACAUUGGGUUUGAUGGUUCCUUGAACGAAGAUACUGGUCGAGGACGCAAGAAGGCACGGGUUGAGUCCGUUGAGUAUUUCAAGGACCCCAAAAACAAGGUUACUUGUUUUUUGUUGAAUGCCAAUGCGCAAGCAAGUGGAUUAACCUUGGUUAAUGCGACCCAUGUCUUUUUAUGUGAACCAUUAAUCAAUACUUCGUUGGAAUUACAAGCCAUUUCCAGAAUUCAUAGAAUCGGUCAAACGCGUCCAACUACAAUAUGGAUGUUUUCAAUAGAAAACACAGUAGAGGAUAGUGUGAUAAUCACAGCAACGAACAAAAGACUAAAAUUGAUUGACAAAAACAACAAAAAGAAGAAGAAAUACGCCACCAUAAAUGAGUUGGAUAUAAAUGUCGCAGACUCAUUAACUAUGAUGAGCAACGAAGGGGCUGAAAAUUGGGUUGGUAAGAAAAGUCUUUUCCAAGGAGAAAACGUAACCAUUAGUGAUCUAUGGGAUGCCUUCUUCAGUUCUAAGUUACAGCAUUCGUAUAAGUAA